Messenger RNA from Erythranthe guttata (spotted monkey flower), 641 nucleotides. Lineage: Eukaryota; Viridiplantae; Streptophyta; Magnoliopsida; Lamiales; Phrymaceae. The record is from RefSeq and is a predicted model, not a curated record.
AUGUGUUUGUUAUCUUUUGUAGAUGGUGGUAUCACCUUUGCGGCACUUCGAGCGAAGGCGAAUGGGACGUCGAAGAAGGCAUCGAAGAAGGUUCCCUCUAAGUUGGGAGGUUCUUCGAAUGGUUUGCCUCGCGAGGAAGUUCAUGUAGAAAGUCCUCGAGUAGUAGCAGAUGAUCGUAGCAGUGCUGGCGUAGUGGAAGAGCGUCCACCGAAGAGGGAUCGUGGCAAGGGAAAGAGGGUGGAUACUGAGUAUGUGGCUGUGCCUAAGCGUCCACGGGUAGAUCCAGAGGAGACUUAUGCUUUCCAUGGUGGAGGAGGGAAACAAUUGUUUACCUAUGGUGUGAAUCGCGACGGUAAGGAGUCGUAUUGGGAUGUGUCGGACCAUGAUUUGCCCUUGUUGAGUACCGAGGGAUUUGUUCGGGAGUAUGAUCGUGCUCGGAUGUCUGGUAAGGGUCCUUCUCACAUGUUGGAGUUAGCCGGUGGGGACAUCUGUCGGGUGAGUCUUUGUUUACUUAAAACAAGAUUAGGCGUUACUCCCUCUCUUCCUUGUGUAAAUUUUUUUUUUUUUUUUUUAGUUGGUAGCGACUUGGAGAUACCUCGUGGAGCACGGUAGGAAUGCGGAAGCUGGUAAGGAAGAGGAUC